AUGGGAUCAUCUUGCAAAUCAUUAAAAAAUGUAAAAGAGUCUAACGAUUUUGAUAUUCCAGAAGAAGAAGGAGCAAUUAAAACUCUUGGACAAGAACCAAUUCCUAAAAAACCUUAUUGUUGUUUUUCAAAUGAACUAACCGAAUAAUGUGAUAAUAAUCUACAAUUAGCAAUCACAAAAUAAAUUGGAAUUCCUGAAAAUCAAAUAUUCUAUAAUUCUAUUUUUUAUUCAAGAGAAAUUUUUAGAGCUGAAUAAUUCUAAAAAAUUUAGAAAUCCCAUUCAAAAAAGAAAGCCAAUAAGUUUAAUCAAUAUACUGGAGCACAUAAUGAAAAAUAAUUAUACAAAUAAUUAAAGAUGAAUAUUUUAUCCUCUGAAGAAAUUAUAAAAAGACAAUGUUGA
Molecule: messenger RNA, 399 nt
Organism: Paramecium sonneborni
Lineage: Eukaryota; Ciliophora; Oligohymenophorea; Peniculida; Parameciidae
Source: the annotation of a GenBank genome assembly